Salpingoeca rosetta is the source of this 896-nucleotide messenger RNA. RefSeq lists its product as uncharacterized. The coding region runs from base 211 to 513 and encodes 100 amino acids. The record is from RefSeq and is a predicted model, not a curated record. The transcript has a single exon. Lineage: Eukaryota; Choanoflagellata; Craspedida; Salpingoecidae.
CACACACACACACACAGACACAACCACGCAACACCGUUCCCAUUGCGACACUUGCGUCAACUCUUUUCCCAGAAAAUGACAUCACCAGAGCGCCAAAGCUAAACCUUUUGCUUGGUUCGAGGCAGCGUUGUCGUGUGGCGAUGCCGAUUAUUGUCUAAUAUCAUCAGCUAUCUUUCGGCGAUUUCGUCAAUCCCAUUUAAAACGAUAGGGAUGCCGUUGUUGCGUUCCGACCGCAACCACCGCAACCACACACACGAACGCCACGCCACACCACGCACACGAGCAUGCGUCCUGCGUCGGUCGUGUUGCUGUCUUCGCUGCAUCUGUCCUUUCGUCAUUCACGCUUCUGACCGCCCCCUUCACCGACCGCACUACCCUUACCGCCUUCUCCCUCCUUCUCCUCUUCGUCCACCCCCCCCCACGUUCCUUCCUUUCCUUUCCUUUCCUUCUCCCGAUCGUUCUGCAUUCAGCCACGCACCUCCUUCAAUUGUUUGGGUGCACGGUACCCCUUAAACUCAUUUCUGUCGUCAUCGCAUACCUUUGACAUCACAUCACCACGAGGGUGCUGCUGCUGUCUUCUGCCGUUGUUCUCUCCUUCUCUCAUCGUGCGCCUGUCCAUCUCCACACUCCCUUCCCUUGUUUCUUUUGUUUUGUCGUUGCCUCCCCACCCCCAUUGUUCUGCCCUCUCCUGGUUCAUUUUCAUUUUCAUCUCACGCGCCCUUUCUUCCAAGACCCUCUGACGACCGCCCCACCAGCACUCCCUCCCGACUUCCGUGUAUCCGUUCCCCGUCAACGCCCUUCCCCUCUCAGCAUCCGUUUCCCAUUAUCGCCCUUCUCAUCAACCCGCGUCCUUCGUCUUCUGUCCUCCCUUUCCACCACCCACCCGCCCUCCCCCC